AUGUUGCCUGCUCUUCGAUCUCGUACGAGCGUGACACGUGUUAUUAAUCAAUUGUUGGCUGCUCGUCGUCAACAAGACGCAUUUCGUGUCCCUGCAAAAAAUUCAUCGGCCGUAACAGUACUUACCGAUGAAGAACGUGCACACCAACUUAAAAUAUGGCCUGGUGUUCCAGAACAUGUUCGACCAGCACAUAUAGAUUAUUGUCCAAUUGAUCCAAUUGAAUACGAUAAAAUAACGAGCCGUUUUGGACCACAAGUUAAUAUGUGGAAAUGGGUAUCAUUAUUAAUCGCUAUACCAGCAGUAGCAUUACUAACAUAUAUGAAUCUUAUUCUACCGCAAGAUCAUAUCCGUCCAGAAUUUAAAGAUUGGGAUCAUUUACGACCACGUAUGAAAUGGCCCUUCAAAGAUGGAAAACAUUCACCAUUUCAUAACAAAUGGUUUACUGCCAUUCAUUAUGAUGGUAUAGGUUAUGAAACAACCGAUGCCGAGUUUGCUCAUGAAUUUCACCAUGGUCACGGAGACAAGCACUAG
Molecule: messenger RNA, 531 nt
Organism: Rotaria socialis
Lineage: Eukaryota; Metazoa; Rotifera; Eurotatoria; Philodinida; Philodinidae
Source: the annotation of a GenBank genome assembly